GCCCCUUUGAGGCCUGUGAGGUACCUGAGCUUCCUCUCGUCCUCUCUGAGGGUGUUGAGUCUGUUCAGAAGACUAAGGAUGCCGUUGCCGUCCUUGAGGCCCUUGGUGCAGGUGCCGACGUCCAGAGGGUUAAGGAUUCUAAGAAGAUCCGUGCUGGUGCCGGUAAGAUGCGUAACCGUCGUUAUGUCAUGCGUCGUGGUCCUCUUGUCGUCUAUGCCGAGGAUGAUGGUCUUACCAAGGCCUUCCGUAACAUCCCCGGUAUCGAGCUCUGCCAGGUUGAUCGUCUCAACCUCUUGCAGGUUGCUCCUGGUGGCACUUUCGGCAGAUUCAUUAUCUGGACUCAGCCUGCCUUCGACCGUCUCCAGCAGCUCUUCGGUUCCUACAGGUCCGGUGCUGCCUUGAAGUCUGGUUACAGGCUUCCUAGGCCUUUGAUGACUAAUGCUGAUGUGGCUAAGAUCAUCAACUCUGAGGAGGUUCAGGCUGUCUGCCGUCCUGCUCUUGCUCCUGCUCGCCGUGUUGGCCAGAAGAAGAAUGCCCUGAAGAACCGCCAGAUGAUGGCCAAGCUUAACCCUGGUGCUCUUCAUCGUGCUAAGCUGCGUGCUCAGGCCCAGCAGGAGGGUACUCAGGCUCAUGCUCAGAAGGUUGCUGCUAUCCGUGCCCGUGCUGAGCAGGCUAAGAAGAGCGCUAAUGUCG
Molecule: messenger RNA, 693 nt
Organism: Perkinsus marinus ATCC 50983
Lineage: Eukaryota; Perkinsozoa; Perkinsida; Perkinsidae
Product: 60S ribosomal subunit protein L4, putative
Exons: 1
Biological process (GO): translation
Cellular component (GO): ribosome; cytosolic large ribosomal subunit
Molecular function (GO): structural constituent of ribosome; RNA binding
Source: RefSeq, a predicted model, not a curated record